AUGACGCCACCAAAGGAAACCAAGUUUAAGGUAGCUGCAGCACAUGCGGCACCUGUUUUCAUGGACAAGGCGGCCACAACCAAGAAGACUGUCAAGCUCAUCGAGCAGGCUGCAGCAGAUCACGUCAAGCUCCUGGUCUUCCCCGAAACUUUCAUUCCUGGGUACCCGUAUUGGACAGAGGCCUACCCACCGAUGGAUCAGGUCGGUGCUAUCGCCAAAUACAUCGAACAGAGCGUGGUUGUUGAGCCAAAUGGGGAAGAUGUCAGUGCCAUCCAAGACGCCUGUCGCCGCCACAGCAUUGCCAUCAACCUCGGGAUUUCUGAGCGGAUGGCCAACACCCAUACACUAUUUAACUCGCAAGUGAUCAUUGAUAGCGAUGGCACAAUUCUUGGUGUUCAUCGAAAACUUCAGCCAACAUUUGUCGAGCGCAUGGUGUGGGCUCAAGGCAAUGGGUCCUCCUUGCGCACUUGGCCCCUUUCCCUCGGCUACAACAUAGGUGGUCUUGCUUGCUGGGAGCACACUAUGAAUGGUGCUCGUCAAGCACUUAUUAUGCAAAACGAGCAUAUCCACGCUGGCGCUUGGCCUGCUCUGUCUACUUUGAGGGACUUUGCAGCAGUAGCAAACACGCAGAUUGAAGCAUUGAUGAAGAUGCACGCUUUAACUGCCCAAGUGUUUGUUAUUACUGCGUCUGACUUCGUCGACCAACAAGCUCUUGACUGGAUGGAGAAGAACCUUGGAAAACAGGAUCACAUUAAGGCGGGAGGUGGGUGGUCUUCGGUCAUCCAUCCGUUUUGCAUGUUCAUUGCAGGCCCCCAUACUGGCGCAGAAGAGAAGCUUGUUACAGGCGACAUUGACUUUGCAGACCUUAGCGCUGUGAAAGUAUGGGUUGAUGCAGCGGGUCACUACCAACGUCCAGAAAUCCUCAAGUUUGGAUUUGACGCCCAACCUCAUUGGCUGGACGAGAAAUCAGAUCGUUUCAAGCCGCGUGGCGACUUGAAGCCCACUGAAGAGACAGAAGAGCAGCUAUGA
This is a messenger RNA of Boeremia exigua, 1029 nucleotides long. Its product is annotated as nitrilase. The coding region runs from base 1 to 1029 and encodes 342 amino acids. The transcript is spliced from 2 exons. Gene Ontology annotation, molecular function: catalytic activity. Lineage: Eukaryota; Fungi; Ascomycota; Dothideomycetes; Pleosporales; Didymellaceae. The record is from RefSeq and is a predicted model, not a curated record.